Gossypium arboreum is the source of this 1515-nucleotide messenger RNA. RefSeq lists its product as uncharacterized. Lineage: Eukaryota; Viridiplantae; Streptophyta; Magnoliopsida; Malvales; Malvaceae. The transcript has 2 exons. The record is from RefSeq and is a predicted model, not a curated record. The coding region runs from base 1 to 1515 and encodes 504 amino acids.
AUGCAAGUUCAACCACUGCUCUUGGAGAAAGAAACUACCAUGCUGUUCAUCCAUACUUUGAAGGCCCCAUUCAUUACUCACAUGAUUGGAAGUACCACCAAGAGUUUUGCUAAUAUAGUUAUGGCAGGAGAAAUGAUUGAAAAUGCUAUAAAGGGUGGCAAGAUAGAGGGGGAAGCUGUUAAAAUAUCGGCCCCAAGAAGGAAAAACAAUGAGGUGAAUAAUAUGAAUAGUUAUAAUUCGAAGGCAAUUACGGUUAGUCAGCCCAGAGCAACUACAGUUGGGCAACAAGAUUCUCAAAAGCAGGGAUCUGGUUUGAGACAAAUUUCUAAAAAUGUCUCAUUUACGCCUAUUCCAGUGACAUAUCGGGAGCUUUAUCAAAGUUUAUUCAAUGCGCAUGCAAUAGCUCCUUUUCAUUUGAAACCAUUACAACCCCCAUAUCCCAAAUGGUAUGAUGCAAACGCCAAAUGUGAAUAUCAUGCGGGGAUAUCGGGGCAUUCAAUUGAAAAUUGCACUGGUUUUAAAAAGGCAGUGGAAAGACUAAUCAAGAUAGGGGUCGUAAAAUUUGAUGACACCUCUAGUACAGAAAACCUGUUGCCAAAUCAUGGUGAUCAAGGGGUAAAUGCAAUUGGGGACACUGAUAUGAGAAAGAUCAAAGAGGAUGUGACCGAGGUGAGAAUGCCGAUGAAAAUGAUUUUGGAAGAAAUGGUGAAUAGAGAGAUGAUAAUCUCUAAAGAAAGGAUUAGAAGAGUGAGGGACUACUGUGAGUUCCAUGCUGAAGAGGGGCAUGAGAUUCAGGAAUGGGACGAGUUUAAGGCCUUGGUACAAAGCCUUAUGAAUAAUAAGGAGUUGGAAUUUUAUGAAGCUGGCUCAUAUAAGGGACGUAUAUGUACAUUAGAAGGUGGACCAAAGAAUCAAAACCGGCUAAAGAUCAUUAUUUCUUUACCAAGAAAUAAUGAAGUUGAAAUGCCAACGGUACCAAAAGUCAUUAUUCAUAAACUUGUUUCAUUUCCUUAUAAGGAUAACAAGAGGGUACCUUGGAAUUAUAACUGCAACGUGACAAUGCCGGAGAAGGAGGAUAUAGCUAGUGCCUCUAAGGAAGUUCAAGAUGAGGGUUCUUAUACACGUAGUGGGAAGCGUUAUGAUGUAGAAGGCGUAGGAGUUGAGCCCGCAAAAGCAAAAGCUUGUGACAAAGGAAAGGGGACUGAAAUUCUGGUUAAUGAGCCAGUGAAGGAAGAAGAAGCCAGAGAAUUUUUAAAAUUCUUGAAACACAGUGAGUACAGCGUAGUUGAACAAUUGUGCAAACAACUAGCUCGUAUAUCAAUAUUGGCUUUGCUUCUGAGCUCAAAGGUACAUCGUGAGGCGUUAAUGAAGGUGCUCAAUGAGACUUAUGUUACUAAUGAUAUAUCCGUCAACAAUCUCAAUGCCUUCAAGUAUAAUCCAAAAAAAGUCCACGCUUCGUUGGCUACAUAUGCUUCUGCAAUUGAUCCCUCUAGUAGUGCUUUAUUACACACAUAA